AUGGCAAAAAGUGCAUCUUUAGUGGUUAUUUUGCUGAUUUGCUUGGGUAAGUGAUACAAUUUUUGAGAAUUGGUUGAAACUUUGUAAAAAUUGAGGUUACAGUUUUCUAAGGUAAGGCACAUAUAAAAGACUACCUCGCGUUUUGUAAUCCCAUAGAAAUUUUGAGCUUGAAACUUCGAAAUCCCUCAAAACACGGGCUAAAGUCUCGGAUUUGUAAGAUUCCAGUCGAAAAAUAGAAUACUGAAAGUAACUUUGAGACGAAAUUUGAGCCAAGUUUCAUCAAAAUCCGUUGUAAACGAUGCAAUCAAAUCUCAUUGUAGUCGUUCCAACCAUGUCGCAAAUAUGGACUUCAUUCAAUAUUCGUCCAUUCAGCAUUGGCAAGAAACCAAAUGGGAAAUGGGGAAUAAUCCCAGGGCAGCCAAUGGACCCGAUGAUGAACGGUGGAAUGGGAUCCUAUGGAAUGGGCGGUGGAAUGUAUGGAAUGGGAGGUUAUGGAGGGGGUUAUAUGGAUCCCUACAGUGGUGGAGGCAUGCCCAUGGGGUAUAAGAAAUAA
Messenger RNA from Bursaphelenchus xylophilus (pine wood nematode), 553 nucleotides. The record is from the annotation of a GenBank genome assembly. NCBI's taxonomy places the organism in Eukaryota, Metazoa, Nematoda, Chromadorea, Rhabditida, Aphelenchoididae.